Plasmodium yoelii is the source of this 972-nucleotide messenger RNA. RefSeq names its product MSP7-like protein. NCBI's taxonomy places the organism in Eukaryota, Apicomplexa, Aconoidasida, Haemosporida, Plasmodiidae. The record is from RefSeq and is a predicted model, not a curated record. The transcript has a single exon. The coding region runs from base 1 to 972 and encodes 323 amino acids.
AUGAUGGCAUAUAAAAAGUUAUGUUUUUUAGCUAUUUUAGCAUUAUCCUUAAAAGCUGUGUCAGCUAAUGAUUUUUCAAAUAAUGACGAUAAUAUUGAUGAUGAAAAUGUAUCUGAUGUUAUAAAUAUAUUUAAAAAUAAAAAUCAUGAUUUAUAUAACAAUCCUAAUUAUAUUAGCGAUAUUAAAAAAAAAUUCCAAUUAUUAAAAAAUCAAAUUGAUCAAAUGAACAAAUAUGAAAAAGGAAUGUCAUCAGGAGAUAUUGCAAAUAUCCUUGACGAGGAUUCUGAUGAUGAUUCAAAUAAUGACGAAAUUGUUUUUGGCAUGAGUGAGGAAGAUUUAGAUAAUUAUGAUGAUGACUUUUGGGGUCAAAAUGCAAAAAAAAUAACUCCAGUUCAAAAGGGCCCCGAUGCAAAUGGUGCAACCCUUGUCGAGGGAAAUGACGAACCACAAGUAGGUGGCGGAGAUCAAGGAGGUAAAGUAAAUCAAGGAGCCCAAGUAAUUAAUGCAGUCCAAGGAGGUGACGGAUUAGUACAAGGAAGUAGUGGAGACCAAGUGAGUGAAGAUCCCGAACCCAAUUUAGAAAAAACCGCCUUCUUAGGCGCCAUUUUUGAUGAAAUUCUUAAAGAGCAACAUCACGAUGAUGACGUACAUAGUACCGAAUACCAUAGCAAAUAUAAUUCUCUAAAAAAUGAAUGUGAUUUUCCUAUGAAUCUUGAGGAGUACAAUAUUGCAAAAAAACUUAUUUCAAGUUAUUUUCAAAGUGGAUCCACUGAAAACCCAAUUUACUUAUAUGAUAUACUUCUAAAAUCAUUAAAGGAUGAAGAAUAUAAAAAACAUUUUAAAAAUUUCAUUUAUGGUAUCUAUAGUUUUGCUAAAAAAUAUAACUAUUUAAGUGCAACCAGAUUAGCAGAAGCAAAUAGCCAAUUCAUACCCAACGUAUUAAAGGCCUUAGCUACAGUUGAUCUUAAAUAA